Molecule: messenger RNA, 1260 nt
Organism: Lodderomyces elongisporus
Lineage: Eukaryota; Fungi; Ascomycota; Pichiomycetes; Serinales; Debaryomycetaceae
Exons: 1
Coding region: 1-1260 (419 amino acids)
Biological process (GO): glycine import into mitochondrion
Cellular component (GO): mitochondrion; mitochondrial inner membrane
Molecular function (GO): glycine transmembrane transporter activity
Source: RefSeq, a predicted model, not a curated record
AUGUCAUCUGUAAUUCCCACCACAACAACAAGAGAAAGCCACAAGAGCACUCAAUUGGCAUCGAAAUGGGAUAAUAGUGACUUUAAAUCCAAUAUUGACACAACUCUCACUCCCACAUUUAAUACAACAACUACUUCACCACCAUUACCAGUAGAAACAUCAGCCACAACCUCAUCAACAACAACUACAGCAACAAAGUCACCUGAUGCAGUUGCCCAUUUAGUCUCGGGCGGGAUUGCUGGGUUGGUUUCUGCUGUGACAUUGCAGCCAUUUGACUUGUUGAAAACUCGUUUGCAACAACAGCAACAAACGACUAAACAUGAAGUGAGAACCUCACUUUCAAAAGAGUUGAAGAAACUCACCAAAAUCAAGGAUCUAUGGCGUGGUACAUUACCUUCAACACUACGCACGUCAAUAGGCGCUGGGUUAUAUUUUACCAUCUUGUCCAAGAUGAGAUCUGGAUGGGCAGCAUACAGAUUGCAACAUGGUACACACGGAGAAAAUGACCAGAGUUUCAAGUCGUCGUCGUCAGCGUUGCCCAAACUCACACCUAUGGAGAAUUUGACAACAGGGUUUGUUGCUAGGGCCAUCGUGGGUUACAUCACUAUGCCUAUUACUAUUAUAAAGACGAGGUUUGAAAGCAACUUGUACAAUUACAACUCAAUGUACGAAGGUAUUCUGGGUAUCUACUUGGAUGAUAAAAAGGGUGGAAGAGGAGUGCAAUCACCAUUGGCGGCAGCAGCAACAAGCGAUGGUAUUGGAGCAGGAGCAGCAGCAACAACAACAACAGCUGAGGCAUCAAGAACAGGAACAGGAUCUAUGAUCCUGCCGCGGCACGGCUCAAUCAAGAAUUUCUUUCGAGGAUCCACUGCAACUUUGGCUCGGGAUUGUCCAUAUGCAGGUCUCUAUGUCCUUUCGUAUGAGCUGUUCAAAAAUGAUAUAUUACCAAUGUUUAUCCUGAAGAGGAUUGGCGGAGACCACCACGCAAGUAUAAUCAAUUCGACUGCGGCAGUUUUGGCAGCAACAACAUGCACUACCAUUACAGCACCAUUUGACGCUAUCAAAACGCGGUUGCAAUUGACCAAUGGUACUUCGAUGUGGGGAACAUUCAAGACAUUGAUUAAUGAAAGCGGAGGACUGAGGAACUUGUUCAGAGGGUUGAGUUUGAGAUUGGGCAGAAAAGGUGUCAGUGCCGGAAUCAGUUGGUGUAUUUACGAAGAGUUGAUCAAAAGUAAGAUGGUAAAAGACUGGUUUGCAUAG